Molecule: messenger RNA, 384 nt
Organism: Fusarium odoratissimum NRRL 54006
Lineage: Eukaryota; Fungi; Ascomycota; Sordariomycetes; Hypocreales; Nectriaceae
Exons: 1
Coding region: 1-384 (127 amino acids)
Source: RefSeq, a predicted model, not a curated record
AUGUCGGCAUCAGCAUUGUACCAACCAAACCAAGCCCUGCUAGACGGGAACCGACACCGAAAUCAGAUUUGCUACGAUGAUGCUUUAUGGAGAACACGAAAGCUUACAGCCUGUCAUUCUGCUAGUCAACGAUCUCUCCCGCGUCUUUUUCUGGGCAAGCUAAUCAGCCUUUGGACCAUGAUAUGGACCUGCGCCGCCCCUCCUCAUCACUUCGGGUACGGAGGUGUCUUAUUGGCCCACCGACAAUCUACGCAAUCAUCAACGCCCCCUUCGGAACUACUGAUCGUGAAUUCGAUGGCCCUUUAUUUCGACCUGGUCCACAUGAGCCUUCGGCAUUGCCCUGGCCUGGUCAUAGCAUUAAGCCCCCAACCACUAAGUCGUUAG